Orycteropus afer afer is the source of this 3024-nucleotide messenger RNA. The record is from RefSeq and is a predicted model, not a curated record. Lineage: Eukaryota; Metazoa; Chordata; Mammalia; Tubulidentata; Orycteropodidae.
AUGAUAUGCUUCCUCAGCGAUUUGGUCCCUCUUGAUGAUGCGUCCAAACCCCGCGGCCUCCGCAGCGUCGGGCCAACCCCGCGGCGGCCCCGCCCCCUCCAGAAGCCCCGCCCCCUCCCCAGCGCUGGGCAGGCCGCGCUCUGGUGGGCUGGCUGUACCCGGAAAGCGGCCGAUGGGAACUGAGGUGGAGGCGGCGGUCGCUCCCGCGGGCUCUCCUCGCUGUUCGCCGUUGUCCCCUGCCUGUUCUGCCACACGGCAGCGCAGCUGAGCUUUUCCACGCCCGGCUCCCGGCCGCGGCCAAAGCCUCAGCUCUAGGUAGUGUCCGAGUCAGAAUAGAUGUUGGAACAGGUGUCGGAGUCGGUUUCUGAGCUCCUGUCGAGAUCCGAGCCUGUAUCCGAAUCGGUGUCUGAGUCCGAGCCCGGGCAGGGCCCCGAAGUGCUGCUGCUGGGGCUGGGGCCGGGGUCUGGCCCAGGUGAAGGGGCCGGGUCCUUCACCAAGACCACAACAGUUCAGCAGGAAAACUUGCCUUUGACCAAACUCUUGCCGGGGCCUCUGCCUGUUUGUCGACCGGGACAGUCAAGGGCAUUGUUUGGGGGAACAUUUUCAGGGCCUGGCAUGACCUCCGCCGCCCCAACGAUCUUACUGCCUGUGGACAGCUUCAAGGGCUGGCUCCUCAAGUGGACCAACUACCUGAAGGGCUAUCAGAGGCGCUGGUUCGUGCUCAGCAAUGGACUUCUGUCUUAUUACAGAAAUCAGGGUGAAAUGGCCCACACCUGCCGGGGCACCAUCAACCUGUCCACAGCACACAUUGACACAGAGGACUCUUGCAACAUUCUGCUGACCUGUGGGGCAAGAACCUACCACCUCAAGGCCAGCUCAGAGGUGGAGCGGCAGCAGUGGAUCACUGCCUUGGAGCUGGCCAAGGCCAAGGCGGUCCGCAUGAUGAGCAACCACUCAGAUGACUCUGGGGAUGACGACGACGAAACUGCCUCCCCAUCAGACAAGAGUGAGCUGCACCAUACCAUUAAGAACCUCUCCUUGAAGUUAGACGAACUGAGCACCUGCAAUGACCUCAUUUCAAAGCACGGCGCUGCCCUCCAACGCUCUCUGAACGAGCUGGACAACCUCAAGAUCCCUUCCGACAGCAGCGAGAAGCUGAAAGUAGUGAACGAACGGGCCACACUUUUUCGCAUCACAUCAAAUGCUAUGAUCAACGAACAGCAGUUGCUGAGCCCAGAGGGCGGUGUGGCCGUGCUCAGCCCUUGGCUCAGUGAGCCCUCCCUGAGUCCCAGCCCCGCCCAGUCAGCGCCCCUGUCAGCCCCAGGCCUAAUCCAGCUUAGCCACCUCAGCAACACGCAGCCCAGCUCAGCAUUCCAGGGCAGCAGAGCCAGGCCGCCGGCCCCUCACCCCCAAGUCUCUGGACCCUUGCGGCAUUCCUCUAAGGCAGCAGGUGAGCGGGACGUGGCUGAGCCCUCAUCCCGAGGGCAUGAGAGGUUGGAGCUGUGGGUGAGGCAGGGAGGCCACUGUAGAGCUAGUCACAGGCCAAAAUGCAGCAGUCAGGCCUGGAGCCUGGGAAGCCUCUUGACUCUCAAAGGAGAGGACAGUGAGGAAGAUGAAGAUACCGAGUACUUUGACGCCAUGGAAGACUCCACAUCCUUCAUCACCGUGAUCACCGACUCCAAAGAGGACAGAAAAGCUGAGGGCGGGACAGGGGCAGUCUCUGUGGACGACUGGACCACAGCAGACAAUGUGCUAGACGGUACCUCACCUGGGCCCAAGGGUCCACCCAAAGUCAGGAGGAGAUCCCGCAUCCCCGACAAGCCCAGCUACAGCCUUAACCUCUGGAGCAUCAUGAAGAAUUGCAUCGGCCGGGAGCUCUCCAAGAUCCCCAUGCCGGUUAACUUCAACGAGCCCCUGUCCAUGCUCCAGCGGCUGACAGAGGACCUGGAGUACCACCACCUGCUGGACAAGGCGGUGAACUGCACCAGCUCCGUGGAGCAGAUGUGCCUGGUGGCCGCCUUCUCCGUGUCUUCCUACUCGACCACUGUGCACCGCAUCGCCAAGCCCUUCAACCCCAUGCUGGGCGAGACCUUCGAGCUGGACCGCCUCGAGGACAUGGGCCUGCGCUCUCUUUGUGAGCAGGUAAGCCAUCACCCACCCUCGGCUGCACACUACGUCUACUCCAAGCACGGCUGGAGCCUCUGGCAGGAGAUCACCAUCUCCAGCAAGUUCCGGGGAAAAUAUCUCUCCAUCAUGCCCUUAGGUGCCAUCCACUUAGAAUUCCAGGCCAGCGGCAAUCACUACGUGUGGAGGAAGGGCACGUCGACUGUGCAUAACAUCAUCGUGGGCAAGCUGUGGAUCGACCAGACGGGGGACAUUGAGAUCGUGAACCAUAAGACCAAGGACCGGUGUCAGCUGAAGUUCCUGCCCUACAGCUACUUCUCCAAAGAGACGGCCCGGAAGGUGACAGGAGUGGUGAGUGACAACCAGGGCAAGGCCCACUAUGUGCUGUCCGGCUCGUGGGACGAGCAGAUGGAGUGCGCUAAGGUCGUGCACAGCAGCCCCACCAGCCCCAGCCUGGACGGGAAGCAGAAGACCGUGUAUCAGACGCUGCCGGCCAAGCUGCUAUGGAAGAAGUACCCGCUGCCGGAGAACGCCGAGAACAUGUACUACUUCUCGGAGCUGGCGCUGACCCUGAACGAGCACGAGGAAGGCGUGGCGCCCACCGACAGCCGCCGGCGGCCGGACCAGCGGCUGAUGGAGAAGGGGCGCUGGGACGAGGCCAACGCGGAGAAGCAGCGGCUGGAGGAGAAGCAGCGCCUGAGUCGCCGCCGGCGCCUGGAGGCCAGCGCGCGGAGCGGCGGCUUCCUCCCCGAGGACGAGAGGGAGGCGGACGUGUACACGCCGCUGUGGUUCGAGAAGAGGCUGGACCCGCUGACCGGGGACACGGCCUGCGUGUACCGGGGCGGCUACUGGGAGGCCAAGGAGAGGCAGGACUGGCACCGCUGCCCCAACAUCUUCUGA